CUGUCUGCUCCCAUCCUCCUCUUUUCUUCACUUCCAACAUGUCUUUGUUUUCAUAGCUUGGUAAAACUUUGGGUCCUCAGCUUGUUGAUCUCUGUGUGGACCUGCUGAGCAUCCUGUUGUACCGGGACAAUGAAAUAAAGCUGGAGCAGCAGCAGAAGCAGGAGGAGCAUCAGGCUGAUGGGAUCUCUUCAUGGAUGAGGAGUCUCUGAUGACAGAAGUGUCUUCAAAUGACAAGACCCUGGAGGAUGCACUCACCUUGAUUUUCAGACAUCCUGCACUGGAGAGCUGGUUCCUGGCGUUGGAGCUGUGCUCUAUUCCUCAGCCUGGUCUGAACCCUGUCACUGUGAAGCUCCUGUCAGCUCACCUCCAUUCUGGGGUGCUCCAGCUGCUGAAAACAAGAGAUCACAGACACGUCUUGUCCAAGUAUUUCAAAGCCAUCACCAAAAGUGUCCUGGAAGAGCUGCAGACUGGGGGGAAGGACCAAAGCCAGGUCUAUCCCAGGAAGUCUCACCAGCUGCAGGCUCUGGAGGAGCUGCACAUGUACAUGACUGCAGCUCAGCUGAAGGAGAUCACUUUAACCAUGCUGCAACUUCCUGAGAUGGGCUUGGCUUCUCAGAAGUCUGAAAAAUUCCCUAAAAUAGGGAAGCAGUUAAGCUUCUAUGGACAAAUUUUGGUGCAGCUCUUUACAGACAGCUACCAAAGACAGCCCCAGCAAGGAGAACUUCUGCUGUCCACAGAGCACAUUAAGGCUUUGGGGAAAUUGAUGUCAGCAUCGGCCAGAAGAGAUUUGGAGCGAGUUUUCCUUCAGGCUCUCCAGAUUGAGCCA
Molecule: messenger RNA, 826 nt
Organism: Oenanthe melanoleuca
Lineage: Eukaryota; Metazoa; Chordata; Aves; Passeriformes; Muscicapidae
Product: nucleolar pre-ribosomal-associated protein 1-like
Exons: 2
Biological process (GO): maturation of 5.8S rRNA from tricistronic rRNA transcript (SSU-rRNA, 5.8S rRNA, LSU-rRNA); maturation of LSU-rRNA from tricistronic rRNA transcript (SSU-rRNA, 5.8S rRNA, LSU-rRNA)
Cellular component (GO): nucleolus
Source: RefSeq, a predicted model, not a curated record